CGGGUCACCAGGCAUCAAGUCAUUUGGCUCGACAGCGAGCACCGCGUUCAUCUGGCAAGGCAGUGGGCUCCGAGUCAACAGGCACGACAGUGGGCACCGGGUCAUCAGGUACCGGAUUGUUCUGGCUCGACAGCGGGCAUCGGGUCACCAGGUAUGACAGCGGGCACUGGGUCACCAGGCAUCAGGUCAUUUGGCACGACAGUGGGCACCGCGUCAUCUGGCAAGGCAGUGGGCUCCGAGUCAACUGGUAUGACCGCGGGCACUGGGUCAGACAUUGGAUCGUCUGACAGGACAGCGGGCAUCGGGUCACCAGGCAUCAGGUCAUUUGGCUCGACAGCGGGCACCCGCGUCAUCUGGCAAGGCAGUGGGCUCCGAGUCAACAGGCACGACAGUGGGCACCGGGUCACCAGGCAUUGGAUCGUCUGGCUCGACAGCGGGCAUCGAGUCACCAGGCAUCAGGUCAUGUGGCUCGCCAGCGGGCACCGCGUCAUCUGGCAAGGCAGUGGGCACCGAGUCACCAGGUACGACAGCGGGCUCUGAGUCAAUUGGCACGAUAGCGGGCACCGGAUCAGGUACCGGAUCAUCUGGAUCAACAGCGGGCUACGAGUCAACUGGC
Messenger RNA from Staurois parvus, 616 nucleotides. NCBI's taxonomy places the organism in Eukaryota, Metazoa, Chordata, Amphibia, Anura, Ranidae. The record is from the annotation of a GenBank genome assembly.